UAAGGAAGGACUUUUAUACUGAAAGUUUCUAUACCGGAAAUAGUCUGUAGAGCAAGCCAAGCACUGAAUGAGCACAAAAACGACGCCGCUGCGUAGUCGACUCUCAAAUACCAUUUUCUUUAGUUUUGUUCACUGCUAAAAAAAAAAAAAACCCAAAUGUUUUUUGUAAUUCCGGUGUCUUUUAGCAUCUAGCGUUAGUUGUUCGUCUGAUUAGUUUAAAUCUCAUUUCGGUGCUUCCUGUGGGUGCUGACGGGGAAGAUGGUUUUGUCAACAUCACAACAAGUCGCCUUGGCUUUCACAGCCGUGCUCUUCACCUUUGUCGUCCUGCCGAGAUUAUUCGGUGCCGGUGGAGGGACGUCUGGCAAAGACGCUAAAUUCGACCCUCGUUACAACAAAAAAGGUCCAGGACCAGGUGCCGCGAGAGGCCAGCCCAUUAAUGUGAAUCCCCCUGGCUCACAUCAAAGCCCUGAUAAUGUACAACAAAUAAAGAAACGCAUGGAGCAGGAGCUGAAGAGUGACAAGUACAAAUCCAACAAUAACAAAGGCUACGUCUUCACACUAAUGCCUCUUUAUGCCAUUGGAGUAGGAGUGUUUGCGGCCUACAAGUUUUUGAAGAUCAAGUCUUCAGAUGGCAAGGCACAAAAGAACAAACUUGCGAAAGGCUCCAAAAAGUCAGUUGAAGCAGAGAACCAGCUGAACGAGUUGGAGCAAAGACUGGCACAAACGGAGAGGAUGCUUAACUCUAUCCUCACCCAGCUGGACCCACUUACUAACUGUGUGAAAUCAGUGGCCCAGGAGCAGAAGAACGAGAUCAUGUCUCAGCUUCAGACCAUUCGUUACUUGAUGAAGAAAAGAGGAAUGGACUGUCCACCCCUGAAUGUCAAAGAGACUUCUUGUGAGCAAAAUCUGGAUGAACCCAUUGAGUCCGUUGGGGCCAAAGACACCUUAGCAGUGCUGAACAGGCAGCCCUCUGCUGAGAACACAGAAGCUGGUGAGGACAUGAAUAACACACAUUCUGGUUUGGAAGAGGCAACAGCAGAAGUUGAAGAAACGAAGGAGCACGGGUCAGAAGAUUCUGAUGGAGAACUAGAAGAGGCAAACAAUGGAACAAAAGUUGAUGGAGAAAAUUCAAAGCUCUUUGAGCUUUCCACUUCUUUGGAAGCGUUGUAUGAGACCAAGGUUGAGGAUGCAGAGCAGCCUCCAACCAGCCUCAGGCGACGCAAUAGGCCUGAAUGAACUCAACACUGGAACUUUUUCACUUACACAAACAUGACAGUUUAUUAGGAAUAUUUAAUAUCUAAAUGACUACAGGGUGAUGAUUUAAUUAUAACACUAAUAGUGUAAACAAAAGGCUCGGGCCGGGCCGGCCUGGCAUCCGACCUGGGUUCAGCGUGUUUGCGUUAGCCCUUAUGGCCCAGGUCUACACUGAUUUCUGGAACCCUGGAGACACAUGGUUCUCUCUUUGUAAUCACUUGCAGCAACUAAUGUUUUUUUCCAUGAGUUCAACUAAACGACAAAAAUAAUGAGCUACCAACAAGCUAACYUUAGCUACAAUUAGCUUACCAUUCUCCAUUGUCCUACCCUCCAUUAGUGCCAUACUGCUGGAUGAUCCGAUACAGCCUUUGGUACUUUUCCUUCGAGUUUUGUGUAGUUGUUGUAUCACAAAUAAAACAAACAAAGAUUGCGUGUUUUUAAUAUUAUGAUCCCACCCACAUCGAGGCAGCUCUCUGUUCAAUGCAAACAAUGAGGGCCAGGAUAGAAUGGGMCCAGGCCUGACUGGAGCCAGGGUGGCCGAGCGGAGCCUUACAAUGCAAACAUUUCCAAAGAGCUCAAUUUUCAUGUUCCAUCAUAAAGAUAAGCUCACUGAUUAUGGAAAAUAUUUAAUAUAUUGUUCAGUGAAAUUAAAUAUUGUGAAAGGUCGGGAUCGUAUUUAAUUGAUCGACAGUAAAUUGGGAGAAAAGAUGCAAAAAAGAAUCAUUAUUUAUCCUAGUCUAAAUAACAUUCUUAGUCAACAUAAAAAUACUUUCAUGUAACAAAUAGAAAUAACAAUUUGAAGAUUUGCUAUUCACAAUGUACUAGUAAAAUAUAAGACAAUGUCUAGAAUCCCCUAAAACGUUUAAGUGGUUGAUUAAACAUUUUUUAGCAUUUUGGAUAUGUUUUACACARGUCUAUGAUAAUUUAUUAUAUCUGAAACUAAUUUUUCUUCACCACAUUUAGAAACACGCUUCUUUAUAAAAUUAUUAUUUAGAUUCAAUACAAUUCAGUUUAUUUAUAUGGCACUAAUUCAUAAUGAAAGUUAUCUCAGGUCUCUGUGCAAAAACAUUCACAUAGAUUGUAAAAGCCAAUUAUUAAAAAUUAUCAAUUUAAGGAAUGGUGAAUGGACUGUACUUAUAGUGCCUUCCUAUCCAACCAGAAUAUUCAAGCUCUCAAUCUGUCCUCAUUCAUUCAUUCAUUCAUUCAUUCAGCACUCUACUAGAUCUCUCUACAAAGCUAAUGCAGAUAAAUCCAUUUAUAGAGACUAAGUGUUUUAGAUCACAUCCAUACACUGUUGGGACACACUGGGGGUUCAGUGUCUUGUCCAGGGACACUUUGGCAUGUGACUGAGUAGCGGUGGAAUCAAACUACCAACUCUCACGUUAGAGGAACGACUCCCCUAACCACUCAGCCUGCAAAUUGUGUUGAAUCUUCACUUCAUCACAGUCUCCCAUCCUGAGCAGCACAUUGGCAACCGUGGAAAGCAAAAACUCUUUAACAGAAAGAAAUCUUCAGGAUGUGAGACUGUGAUGGAGUGAAGAUUCAACACAAUCUGCUGGUUUCCUUAGUUUAUUUAAUUUUUUUAUAUGGAGCCCUGAGACAACAUUUAUUGUGACUUGGCAAAUAUAUAUAUAAUAUUUAACACAGGCAAAUACUUUCUUGAAGUUUAACUAAAAACCUUUAUUGUAAAGCCUUUUUAUGCAAAGAGACACGAUACAGCUGGAUGCUAUUUAAACUAGAGAUGUUACAAGUAACAAUAAAGUUAAUCUUAAUCUUGAUGUGACAAUUGUGAUUGAAUCUUUUGAACGGCUCCUUACUGCAAAGGGCAGGAACCAAGUCGAGGACAGUAAAGAGCUGUUUGUAGUUUUUAUUUUUAUUAUUUUUUUUAGUCUGUUAUAUCUUUUCUUCCUCUUUAACCACAGAGAAAGUUGCUCCUACUUCGCUUUUUCAUGAUAAAAUGGGCAGAGAAGUGGAGUACAGUAGAUCAGGGGGCUCUACUUAAAGCAGAUCGUUCCACCCACGUGUAUUUCCUUACAUGAUGACGUAACUCGUUAAAAAUCUAACAGUUCUUUUGAACGGCUCUAUCUAACCGCUUGUCAAGAUUUGGACAUACCUGCAAGCUCAGAAGGGAUGAAUCGGUGACCAAAUUAGUGCAGAGGGGGCUGUAUUCAAAAAUCUACUUAAAACUACSUAUUUUCCAGCCAUUUGAAUUUCUCUGUUCUAAGUACUUAGGAUUAAUAACGUAAUAUUGUUGUUUUUUUUAUUAAAAGAUAGAGCAGUGACUUACAACUUCUUUUUUACUAAACAUCACGAGUUUAUAACACAACGGGCUACCUUGAGAAAUCUAACACACCAAAUACACAUACAACUUGGUUGAUUCUUUAUAGCAAUGGUUCCCAAACUUUUUAUCUUCUGACCCACAA
This is a messenger RNA of Austrofundulus limnaeus, 3677 nucleotides long. RefSeq names its product coiled-coil domain containing 107 (gene ccdc107). Gene Ontology annotation, cellular component: neuronal cell body; neuron projection; intracellular membrane-bounded organelle. The transcript has 6 exons. NCBI's taxonomy places the organism in Eukaryota, Metazoa, Chordata, Actinopteri, Cyprinodontiformes, Rivulidae. Gene Ontology annotation, biological process: protein localization to cell surface; synaptic transmission, cholinergic. Bases 259 to 1236 code for a protein of 325 amino acids. The record is from RefSeq and is a predicted model, not a curated record.